This is a messenger RNA of Hydractinia symbiolongicarpus, 1377 nucleotides long. RefSeq names its product WD repeat-containing protein 87-like. The record is from RefSeq and is a predicted model, not a curated record. NCBI's taxonomy places the organism in Eukaryota, Metazoa, Cnidaria, Hydrozoa, Anthoathecata, Hydractiniidae. Gene Ontology annotation, molecular function: protein binding. Bases 16 to 1377 code for a protein of 453 amino acids. The transcript is spliced from 5 exons.
UUUUUAGGUUACCAGAUGAUGCCAACAGCUCCUAACCGAGGCUUAAUAAGAAAAAUUGAACCCAGCCCACCAAGUACGCAAAAUUUAUUCAAUUUUCUGACAAUGUGUACUGAGAAUAUAAUCACCUUCUGGAGAAUUGUCCGCCACCAUGAUAAUUACAUAUCUCUUGCUAUGGUAGAUACCAUUAAUUUGGGACAAAAGCCAGACCAGAUUGCAAUUGUCUAUGAUAUUCUCGCUGUUGCUUAUAAAAAAAGAAUAAAAUAUUUUAAAGUAGCUGCGAGAAAACAGCAACAGGGAUUUUUCAUCUCAGUUAUCACGCAUAUCAAAGAUGAAAGUCAUACCGCAAAUAUAACACAGUUAUGUGGAAACGACAAUUUGCGCAUUAUUGCUUCAGCAUCUAAAGACAGUCGAAUUAAAAUAUGGGACGUUAAUUGCAGCCUACUUCGUGAGUUAGUAUUUGAUAAUACAUUAUCUGAAGUAGGUUUCGCAAAUAAUCGUGGUGACUUAUUGGUCGGUUUUCAAAACAACCUUUAUUACGUUCCAGCAACGGAAUACCUACCAAGACAUUAUCUUGAACGUCUAUUAGAUAACACAAUUGCUGAAGAUAGUGUGGAAUUUUGCAUUCCAUUUGAUCCACUUUUGAAAUUUUGGUAUGAUAGCCAGCGUGUGGAGACAAUAUCAGUUUUAAAUACCAACUCGGUAAAGUGGUCCAGUAAGAGAAUUGAUCUUCCGAGAAAAUUGACUUUGGAUAACGAGAACUCAAUAGAUUCGUCUCUUUGCUCAAUGACUCAUUCUGUGCGAUCAAGUAGUCAAGAAAAAUAUGACUUAUCGAAAUUUGGAAGAUCAAGAUCAAUUAGCAGGCUGAAGAAAUUGUAUGAAAAAAGAAAAGUUGCAAAGCUAUUUUUAGCUAGCCAGAACCAAAAGAAAAUUGAAGAAAAGCUACCACCAAUGCAGAUGAAAGAAGAAGAAAACAUUCAAAAAAUAACGUGGGCUGAAGAUCUUGAAAUCUCCUUAAAGGAAAUGGCAGGUAAAAAGUACUGGCCCUGUGCUCCGGACGGUUUCAUACCAAAUUCAGUCAUUCGCAACACUGUUGCACCGGAACCAGCACCAAAUGUAGUGGAGCCAUGGAAGCCAAGAAAGUUUGUAAAAGAAGAGAAGGGUUUUGAAUAUGUUCUUGAGGAUUAUUUCGAAGAUUGCCAACGUAAAUGGGAAUCAGACGAGGAAGAAGACUCCCUUAAUUACGAGGACCUGCCAGAUUUUAAUUUUGAUGACAUGAAAAUAAAAAAAACAAAGGAAGCUGAAGAAUCACUGCAUAAAAGAAAGAAUGCUGCCGAAAAGUAUAGCUUUUUUUUAAGAUCAAUUCAAAAAAACCUUUAA